Molecule: messenger RNA, 1273 nt
Organism: Cylicocyclus nassatus
Lineage: Eukaryota; Metazoa; Nematoda; Chromadorea; Rhabditida; Strongylidae
Source: the annotation of a GenBank genome assembly
GCACUAUCGACAUGUUAACACACAAGUUUAUUCAUCUUUUACUUCCGCCAGGUAUGGAGAAGGACCGGGAAGAAGCUCAACUACAGGCUGAAGCCGACCGAGUGAAAUCCCUUGCGAUAGCAGGAGUCGCGAUGUCGGUUGUGGCUGCAUUUGUUUGUAUUCUAUCUGUUCCACUGAUUUACAACUAUGUCCAACAUGUUCAAACACUUCUUCAAAACGAGGUCGAUUAUUGCAAAUCCCGGUCCGGAUCAUUGUGGCAACAAGUGACAAAAGUUCAACGAAAUCAUGUUUCCAAGAAAAGGGUGCCCAGAGAUCAAUAUGGCGGCUAUUCAGCAAGCUAUGGUAGCUACAAAGCACUGCCACGAGAAUUUUUAGAUACACAAGAAGUGCACGGCGCUGGAUCGCAAACACAGGAUAACAAUAUGCUAUGCUGUGGUUGUGGCAUUGGUGCACCUGGAGAGCCAGGGCCUAAUGGAAAAGAUGGACGAGAUGGUGUUGAUGGUGCGCCUGGUGAAAAUGGCCGAGAUGGCAACGAUGCUCCGGAUAGAGCUUUUCAAGGACAAGAGUUCUGCUUUGAAUGUCCACCCGGACCUCCUGGCCCAGAAGGUGAACCUGGACCAAAGGGUUCGCCUGGACUACCAGGAAACCCGGGCACUGACGCUGAUGGAGGAACGCGAGGCCCUCCAGGACCACCAGGACCACCUGGAGAACCGGGACCACCUGGGCCACCGGGACCUCAGGGAGAAGGCGGACCAGAUGGAAUAGUCAUCGAGAAAGAAGGACCACCCGGAGAACCUGGAAUCCCAGGACCCCCAGGUCCACCAGGACCGCCUGGAGCCGAGGGAACUCCUGGUUCGCCCGGCAUUCCUGGACCUCCUGGCCCCCCGGGUGACGACGGCCUUCCUGGUGUACCUGGCCGACCAGGGCCGCCAGGACCAAAGGGUGCACCGGGCAAACGUGGACAAGCUGGACCGUGCUCUCAUUGUCCGCCACCUCGUACCGCUCCAGGAUACUAAUUUAUAUGUAUAUAAGUAUUUUUUCUACUUCCUUCUACUCUCUUCCUCGCCAUUUCAUCUCAUAGAAACAUUCCCGUCACAAAUGAAUGCUCAGAGUUGUGUUGUUCCAACUCAGAAUUGCCAAAUUUCGCUGCAAUCCUUCCGAAUGAUUCCGACACUUGUCACUUAUUGUGCUCACAUGUAUGUAUACAAAUGCCCUUACUGGAUUAAGCAAUACUAACAUUAAUUAUCUGUACAUCUUGUAUCAUCCUUUUUUC